AGAGCAGCCGCGCGUGGGUGAGCUUCAGCCCGCGUCCACGUGUGUGUGUGUGCGUGCGCGCGCGGGCGCGCCGCUGUCAUCCCCGCCCGGUCCCGGGUCUUCGCUUAUAAAGCAGCGGCCGGCUGUGGGAAAUCGGCCGGGGUGAAGCGUCGCCAAGAGGCCACCAUGCCGGCACUUUGCCUGCCGCCGAUCCUCGCCCUGCGGCUGCUGCUGCUCUCGCUGCUGGGCGCCUGCGCCUCUCUCGCCGCCGCCUCUGCUCUCCACUUCCAGGAAGGGCAGAGCUGUCACAAGCCCUUGCCGCGCAAGCUCGCCGGCCUCCGAACCUAUCCUCGUCCUCAUGAAUAUUUGGAUAUCUCAAAUCUGCCCAAGAGCUGGGAUUGGAGAAGCAGAGACGGAGUCAAUUAUGCGAGCGCCACUCGAAACCAGCACAUUCCCCAAUACUGUGGAUCCUGCUGGGCUCACGGCAGCACCAGUGCUCUAGCAGAUCGCAUCAACAUCAAGAAGAAAGGCGCCUGGCCUUCUGCUUAUCUCUCCGUUCAGAAUGUCAUUGACUGCGCCCAGGCAGGGACCUGUCACGGUGGAGACCACGUAGGCGUAUGGGCGUAUGCUCACCAGCAUGGCAUCCCUGAUGAGACCUGCAACAACUACCAGGCAAAAGAUCAAAAGUGCAAGAAAUUUAAUCAAUGUGGAACAUGCACCACCUUUGGGGAAUGCCACGUGAUAAAGAAUUACACCCUCUGGAAAGUGGGAGAUUAUGGAACUCUCAGCGGUCGAGAGAAAAUGAUGGCAGAAAUCUAUGUAAAUGGACCCAUCAGUUGUGGGAUCAUGGCCACUUCCAAACUGGAUGCAUACACUGGAGGCCUGUAUGAAGAAUUCAGUAUCUUGCCUAUAAUAAACCAUAUUGUCUCUGUUGCUGGUUGGGGGAUUGAAAAUGGAACAGAGUAUUGGAUUGUCCGGAACUCUUGGGGAGAUCCCUGGGGAGAACGUGGCUGGCUUCGGAUCGUGACCAGUGCCUAUAAAGACGGAAAAGGAAAAUACUACAACUUGGCUUUGGAAGAGGAGUGUGCUUAUGGAGACCCCAUACUCCUUUGAAUUUGCCUCUGCGCUUUCUUUGACUGGUGCUUUUGGAGACUUUGAUAUAAAAGAAAAUAUCCUGCAAAAUGCACUCUUCUUAAGAAAGGGGCAGUGCUAUUCAGUAGCAUUUGCUGAUGGAAUAUCACCAUAAUUCAAUUUUUCUUUUUAUUGAUGAAUAAAGAUAAACUCCUGUCCAAUUGUUGUCAGACUCUAGGGAGAGGCGCUUGUUUCUGUUUCCACUGUGGGAACCAGUGUGAUCCAGAGACAUUUUCUGUGGUCAUGUGGCCAGAAUGGCUAUACACCAAGAUGCACGGAGUGCUGUUACUUUUCCACUCUUUAUCUACUUGCACUUGCAUGCUUUCGAACUGCUAGGUGGGUAGGAGCUGGGCCAAGAAAUGGAAGCUCAUCCCACAUGGAACAACUUGCCUCCAGAAGUUGUGAAUGCUCCAACACUGGAAGUUUUUAAGAAGAUAUUGGAUAACCAUUUGUCUGAAGUGGUAUAGGGUUUCCUGCCUAAGCAGGGGGUUGGACUAGAAGACCUCCAAGGUCCCUUCCAACCCUGUUAUUCUAUUCUAUUCUAUUCUACUCUACUCUACUCUACUCUACUCUACUCUACUCUACU
Molecule: messenger RNA, 1696 nt
Organism: Ahaetulla prasina
Lineage: Eukaryota; Metazoa; Chordata; Lepidosauria; Squamata; Colubridae
Product: cathepsin Z-like
Exons: 6
Coding region: 166-1092 (308 amino acids)
Cellular component (GO): lysosome
Molecular function (GO): cysteine-type endopeptidase activity
Source: RefSeq, a predicted model, not a curated record